UGUGAUCGUGAUUUUUCCAACCGUUCUUACGGAACGUAAAGGGAUUUUCAGUGUUGGGGUUUUCAGCGUCAGCGGCAGCAGGUAUUUCAAAUUGUUUCUCACCUUGCACCACCACCACCACCACACCACCUUGCAGCAUGUCGGCAAAGCGACGCGGGACGGCAAAUAAUGGCCAGCCGGGUCCCUCCAGUUCCAGGCGGCCACUCCAGUUCCAGGCGGGUUAUAACGACUAUCACAGCGACAGCGACUGUGAGGAGUUGAAUGCCCUUCCCCUUCCCGCUACCGCUUUUGACUAUGAAUGGUUGGUUGACCUUUAUAGUCAAAUAGAGGAGGUAUGCGAACGAAGCCCGAUGCAAAGCCCAUCGGCAACUUUUGCCCAAAUGAUUUGCGUUCUGGAGCAAAUGAUACCGGGCUUGCCGAGGGACCCACGGGCCGUGCUGAAGAUGCCGUGGAACAUCACGCUUCAGGAUGUCACUGGCCUUCCUAUGCCAGCGAGCUUCUGGCAGCGUGAUGUGAAAGAGGCAAUAGCACGGCAGACAGCACGACCGUCAACCGUGUUGGAUUUGUUUGUGGAUGGGGCACCCUUCAAGCAGUUGAGCAACCCAAAGAUGCUAUCUUGGGUUGUGCCUGGAAGGGUGCGGGAUAUGGAUACCGGGCCACCGGGCAAACCGUUCGGUCUGACGGUAUUUUGCGGCAGCCGAGCGCCAACUGCGCAGAUGUUGCUUGGUCCGCUCUGCCAGCAGUUGGAGCCCAUGACGCACGUCACACCCAGGGCAGUCCUUUCUGACGCCGAGGGACGUGCGCGUGCUAAAGCGAACACUCUUACCCCGCGAGAACCCACGCUGAAUUUGUGGGUCACCAGUACGACGGCACACAUCGUACUGGUGUUCGCACGCAAAUGA
This is a messenger RNA of Anopheles bellator, 902 nucleotides long. RefSeq lists its product as uncharacterized. The record is from RefSeq and is a predicted model, not a curated record. The transcript has 3 exons. Lineage: Eukaryota; Metazoa; Arthropoda; Insecta; Diptera; Culicidae. The coding region runs from base 138 to 902 and encodes 254 amino acids.